Messenger RNA from Symbiodinium sp. CCMP2456, 1806 nucleotides. The record is from the annotation of a GenBank genome assembly. Lineage: Eukaryota; Dinophyceae; Suessiales; Symbiodiniaceae.
AUGGAGGCUGAGAUCGACACCAUGGAGUCACCGGGCGCUCAUAUCUUCGUAGAGCCCACGGCUUCGAUCGAGUGUGUGGACCAAUCGAUCGAAGCGAAGCUUGACACCUUGAUUAGACUUUGUCGAGGCCAAGGCAAAGAACUGCAGCAGCUACGGCUUCGUUUGGCUGGUGUGGAAGAGAAGCUUCAGGCCGCACUUCAGCCUGAAGCACCAGCACCCGCUUCUUCCUCGUUCAUCUCGAGAGUCUCGAAGUCCCCCAAGCUGCGGGUUAACUCAAUGGUAUCAAGGGCGUCUCGGGGUGUGUCGGAUUUCAGCAACAUCGACGAGAUGUUGGAGCAGAGAGUCAUGAAAGCAGCAAGGAAAAAUCGGGAUGAUCCUACCCACAGCAAAUCCGCUUUCAAGAGAAGCGGCACCUAUCAUGUGGGAUCAUCGCAUGCGGUUGCUGUGAUUCGCUCGUCACGUUCCAAACAAUCGCUGAAGUUCGAGGAGAACCCGAGCCCGGUUGGCAAGAGAGCGUCUGGUGGAGUCCAGGUUGUUCCGAUUCCAACAAGUCCACGGUCGUCGCUGCCCAAAGCUUCUCCCAAAGAGCACUGCACUUCCCUGAGCAAUGUUUUCCAAAGUCGCGAGGCCCAGCUAAGUCUUGCAUCCCCCAAGAGCGCAGCCACCGGCAGCGGCUUGGCCGAGCCCACUGUCUCCGAAGAGCCAGCAGAGCCCACUGUCUGCCGUGAGAGUUGCAUUUCCUGCUGGCUGGCCUGCUGCGAUGCCUGGACACGCUUGUGCGGCCUCACGCCCUUGGUUCAGCGAUGGAUCGAGAACCCCGAAGAGGAGUGCGAAGAUUUGGAUCCGAGCGUCAUGCUGGUCUCGAAAGCAUAUCAUUGCCUGGUGUUGAGCCUCAGCUGCGUGGGGGUUUGGAUGAAAGCCACUACACUGAGCAUCUGCAGCCCAAGCGGUCCAUGUGCAAGCGGACCGCCGGCGACGGACUUGGCCAUUGCCGUUGGUGCUGUAAUGGCUGUCGGGUCCUGUGGUGGGUUCAAGAACUACUUCAAAGGUGCACAGAUGCAGAUUCAGAUCGCGGAGCACCUGAAGGAGAGCAUCCACUGCGCGGGCUUAGAGCAGCAUUUGAGGACACAGAAGGUUACUGAUGGCUUCGCCAUGGUGCUGCUUUGGAUGGCCGUUUUGGCCACGCGUCUUUGCUUCCACGGCUCUGAAGCGGAAUGGGAUGGUUCGCUGGUUCUGCAGGUCGUCCUUCAUGCCUUUGCUUCCGCAGCGCUUUUAGGAGCUUGCUAUCUUCAGGUAACCUGCUGGCGUGGUGUGUCUCUGACCAUCGUUGCCUUUGCCCGGUCCCUCCUGACUGGUAUCGUCAGUGGCCAGGCCGCCCGAACAAGAUGGCGAGAGAUGACAAGUUGCAUGCGCCAAGCUUCGCGCAUGUACCAGCUCACCUCCGCAGCUUUGGCACUCACCACAGUCCUCGUAUUCUUUGCUGCUCUUUACGACAUGCACCAGGGUUCAAAGUUCAUUGUGUUGCCGAAUCUGGUGGUCGCAGCGAGCCUGCUCAGUUCGCUGUAUGUCGCAGCAUCUGCGACAGCCCACUGCACGCGGCUUCCAUCUUUGGUCAGCAUGCUCGAUGACGACGACACUGAGGUAGAGCAGGGGUAUAUGAACUUGUCCUUGUUCCUGAGCCUUAGCGAGUCCGGUUUCUUCAUGUGGGAUACCCGCGUCACCCUGGGUGUCCUGCAGAAGUUUGUUUACUUCACCACUGCCAUUGUUGGGAGCAUUGGCUUCCAACUGAAUGUUCUGCAUUUUUGA